Molecule: messenger RNA, 84 nt
Organism: Staurois parvus
Lineage: Eukaryota; Metazoa; Chordata; Amphibia; Anura; Ranidae
Source: the annotation of a GenBank genome assembly
AUGGGGCAGCUUCGGGGAAGAAGACUCCUCAGAACAAUGCCCGGGAGAGGACCCGGGUCCGUACCCUUCGGGAGGCCUUCCUGA